Messenger RNA from Blumeria graminis f. sp. triticale, 1263 nucleotides. Lineage: Eukaryota; Fungi; Ascomycota; Leotiomycetes; Helotiales; Erysiphaceae. The record is from the annotation of a GenBank genome assembly.
AUGUCAUCCAAUUCAUCACCACCCCAUCAGCAAAAAAAAGAGAGAUCUAGCAAGAAGAGAGUCUUAGAUAGUCAACUUAAUCCGGAUGUAGCGGUUGCGCCAGAUGUCGAUAGUGGUGACUCAGAGGUUAGCCAAGGAGAACACGAAGAACUGAAGCAUGAACAUAAAUUGGGAUCUUCAACUAAUGAACCAUUAGAAAACAGGCCAUCCAAGAAGCGAAAGACUGAAGCCAGCAAAAUUGAGGUAGACAUAAAUGCUCCAAACCCGCCCUCCAAGAAAGAACUCCGGCGCCUGAAGAAAGGCAAGAAAAUACCAGCUUCUAAGACAGGUCCUACGGAUGAGAUAAAAGUAACAAAGACUGAAGCAGAAAAGCGUUCAGAGCAUGGAAUAUGGAUCGGGAAUUUGCCGUUUCAUGUUUCUUCUGAAGAUCUAAAUCAAUUCUUGGUAGAUAAUUCUGAAAUCAAAAAAGAAAUGAUUACACGAAUUCACAUGCCUCGGCCGCAUGAUGAUAAGUCACCCAAGGCCGAGGGAACUCAAAAAGUCGGAAAAACUAUUCUUAACAAAGGCUUCGCAUAUGUUGAUUUUUCUAAUGCCGACGCUGUAACUCAAGCACUUACGUUGACAGAAAAACUCCUUAAUGGCCGGCGGGUGCUAAUAAAGGAUCACAAGUCGUUUGAAGGUAGAAUCACCGAAAAGAAGCCAGAUCACCGAAGCGACGGGAAAGCACCAAGCAAAAGGGUAUUCGUAGGAAAUCUAUCGUUUGAUACCACCGAAGAUGAUUUAAAAGAGCAUUUCGAGAAAUGUGGACCCACAACUAGUAUCAAGAUGGCCACAUUUGAAGAUAGUGGAAAGUGUAAGGGCUACGCCUGGAUAGUUUUCGACAAACUAGAGUCGGCUGAAAGUGCCGUGCGUGGCUUUAUUCAAAGAGAGGAUACACAGAGCGAUUCUGAGACCGACUCAGAAGAUGAAAACCGGCCUAAUGGAACAAACUCUAACAAGCCAAUCAAAAAGAGAGUAAAAAAAGUUUGGGUCAACAGAAUCAAUGGACGGAGCUUGCGCAUGGAGUUUGCAGAAGACGCACAAGUUAGAUAUAAGAAGCGAUACGGCAAGAAGCUAGAAGUCAAAGAGAUUCCUAUGCCGAGACAGGAAUCCACUAAAUAUGGGAGUGCAAUUGUAGCAAAAACUAUCGAGUAUCGUCAGCCAUAUGCUCCAAGAUUAACGGGUGGUAUUGUUGAGUCAAAGGGAAGGAAAAUUACUUUCUAG